GGAACUGCAGCGGCCAUUUGCUCCGAGCGUCUCGUCAGCCGCGUCUUGCCUUUUCCUUCUCCCUCAAGGUUCCUCCGCUCCCUUCAUGACCAGUCCAUUCUCUUGCAUCCGUCCCGUAACAUUUUCCUGCUGACCAUCUCACCUGUGACGGCAACAUUCCUCCAUUCACUGUCAGAAUCCAACAUGUCCCAGGUCGAAGAUGAUCAGUACAGUGAUGCUCCCGACACAUUUGAGGACGAACGAUACGAUGAUCUUCCACGAGGCAUUGAGGAGGUUGAGGUCCGCAAUGUAGAAUCGCCGCACAAAGCGAUUACAGAUGUCAUUACCGCCGAAGAGGACAAGGAGGAAACCAGGCCUUUACUUGAAUCUAGUCAUGGCGCUUCUCUGUCUACUACCGGGGAAGUAGAGCAGACUUCAGAUGCUGCUAGCGCCCACAGCGUUCCUGCUGUACAGGUAACACAUCGUCCAGAUCCUCUUGAAACACAGCGUCGGCUACAAACAGCGUCACCAUCUGCCAGGUCUGCCCGCCCACCUCCACCUUCCCCUGCUCGCAGUAGCCACUCUGUGCGACCUAGUACAGCUUCGGACGAUCGCAGGGUACGACGUCGGUCAAUAACUGAGGUUCGCGCUUCCAACCGUUUAUCUGAUUUUUUCAAUAACCUCAUGCAUCGCCGUGAUCCUGUUGCCCACACCGAUGACACACUCUGUGAAGAACGACGUUCUACCGUUCAUGGCAAAAAGAAUGACACUUCCCGACCACCGACUCCUCCUGGACGGUCAACAACACCUCCACCUGAUCUACCCCCUCCUUCCCUCCAAGAGCUUGGGCUCUCCCUGUCGGUGCUCACUUCCGAUCUUUCUCCUUCACAUUUCAGCACACCUCCUGCCAGUGGCGCAUUUCUCUCCCCUCACUAUCUCCUCCUUUGCCACGCGCAAGGAUUGGAUGUCCUUCCCCUCAUUUCACCUCCUGCGCCACAGCCCUAUGCACUUGUUCGUCGAGUGAGUUUCAAGAGUGUUGUAGUUAUGGAACAGCGCGGAGUGUUGGUUGCCAUAGCUGGCCGCCGCGAUGGCGUGCGGGUCUAUGCCCUGGAGGAGGUCAAGCGAGCAGUGGAAUGGCGUAUUGAGGUGGAGUUGCGCAGGGAACGCGAAAGGCAGCGUAGAGAGACCUCCAAAAAAUUCCCUUCAGGCGUUCGGGACGCAGCAGAACCUCGCGAUUCCACUGAGAAUUUGCGUAGGCCUUUUUCAUCGACGUCUCCACCAGGAGACUCUCAUUCGGCUAAAGUGUCAAAUGGACACCUUACUUCGUCUCCUGCGGUCCCACUGAUACCUCGCACCCCAACAACUCACAGACGCCAGAAGACGCGAAUGCCAUCCGUACCGCCAUCUGGCCAUCCUCCUCCUUACACUUCUCCAUCACCGGAACGACUUGCUAGUCAAGUCGCCAAUCUAUCUCCUCCCCGUUCUCGUUCAAGGGGUGCGUCUGUUUCUGAUGUUUUGACAGCCGGUUCUAUUCGGCGCAACACAAACGCCACAGUGCGACCCGAGGGUCCGGACGCCAAGGCUGACUGGGUCGAGUCAAGCGAUGAUGAAGCUAUCAGUUUAGUAGCUGCUGGUUCCAGUGGCAGUCAGGCCCUUGAUGAGCGCACGAGUGCUGCUGCUCAGACUUCGUCGACUAUUCCAGUGCAUACGACCCCGCGCCACCCUCGUCCAAUGUCUAUGUCACGAAGUAAUCGACCUGCAAAUUUAGAUUUAACUAUAUCCCGCUCGAAUACAGUGGUGCCUCCUGAACCUUCUCCUGCUCCCACUCUUCUAACUUUGCAACAGGCUUUGUCCCAUUCGCCGUCUCGAGAACCCCACGCCCGCCUGCCAAGCACACCACUAGGCGACGACGACGACGACGACGCCGAUGGAAUCAGCCUUAGCCAAGUACUACAAGAGAGCCGUAUACCUGAUCUACCCCCUCCAGGAUCCAGACAACCCCAGCAACCCAUAUUGAUCUCUUCAUCUCAUCCUGUCUCUGCAGGAGAUGAUGAGCCCUCCAGUCCUCGGACAUCUGACGCUCACUCUUCGGUCUCUGUCAGAAGCUUCAAUGAUAGGUCGCUUCCUGGACGUCGACGCCGGUGGUCGGUCAUUAUUAACCAGUCGAGUGAGUCAAAUUUGGUCAAUGAACAGCAACCUUCCACCGCCCCACCCAUGAGAGAGCGUUUGCCAAACCUCUUAACGCGGUCCACAUCUUUUCGUUCCAGUCGAUCUACUUCAGGGAUGAGACCAUCUUCAUCUCCCAAUGAUGCGUUAUCUCUUCCUAGCCCCAAUCCACCACCACCGAUGCCCGAUUCAGCCCCUUCUGUAAUAUCUUCCCACUCUUCUCGGACGUCCCGUUUCAUUCCCAGAAUAUUUAGCAGCGCUUUUCAUCAUAGACGAACAGACGAGAGACCGUCGUCACCAUCAGGGAUUCCUGACGAGAGUUCCAAGCGGACCCUGGGAGCACCUCUCGUGGCCCAAUCACCGCCUCCUAAAUUGGAAUACGUCAAACUUCCCGGAACUAAAGGUGCUUUAUUGGUCAAGGCCGUAGAGACUGCCAAGAAAAGUUUUUUGGCGAUACUGUGCGGAGACAACGGCGAACGAGUUGAACUAUUUGCUGGGACAUAUCGUACCGCUCUGGGUUUAUCCAGAACCUUCAUACUCCCCGAUUCUCCCCGAUCAUUGGAACUGCAGCUACAGGGCGAUGAUUUGGUUGAGGUCUUCCUGGUUUUCUCCCAAAACGUUUUUGGGUUGGAGCCCGCAACCGUUCGGGUUCGAGAGGUUCGUAUUGGGCGAGCAGAGCGGCGAGCGGCGAGGCGGCGAGCUCGUGAAGUACGAGCAACUGAUGCAGGAGCCAAUGAAUCUGAACCUCACGUCGGAGAGGAAGAUACCAAUGUGAAUGUCAGUAUCGGCGUCUCGGUAGCUGUCGGUUCUACCGUCGUUGCCACGGGUUCUGGACCUGAUGGUCAACAAACGCCUCCCCUGAUCUCAAGCCAGCAUCCCAUGCAUCCAAUAGAUAGACGAACGGCUUCUGAGUCGGCAACAGAACGGCCAUCGACUCCACCUGAAACAACGACAACUUCAACUGUCGCACAUCCUGAGGAAAUCGUCGCUCUUGCCACUGCACAAAUGGGUCCGUACACGACAUUUCAGCAAUUGUCGUUUGCUCCUAAGUUUCCCCUUGCAUCCAUCGCGGACGAAUAUGUCAUUCCUCCGACGUAUCCAGAAUUCAUCGACUAUCGCAACGAGCAUGAACCAGAAAUGGGGAGUGGGUCCGACCUCUCACAAGUUCAAUUCUCCCCUCCUGGUUUGCCAAUUCCAACACCGUCUGCCCCGUCGAAAUGGUAUUACCGGGACCCGAAGAAUAUCAUUCAUGGACCAUGGAAGGCUUCGUUAAUGCAAGCAUGGUAUAAGGAUGGUCUAUUGCCUCCUGAUUUACCAGUUCGUCGAGAAGAAGACUCCGAUUUCAUGCUCCUCAAGGACUUGAGAUUACAGAGUGUUGAUCCUACUCAUCCAUUCCGGACCGUCUCUCCACAAGUACAGGAUAUUUCGCCUCCUCCCUUAUUCCAACCUUCUGAUAAGCCUUUGCUGAAACCUAUAUCACUUCUUUCGCAACCUCGGCAUUUUGGUCCUCCUGCACUCUUCUUUUCUUCACGCGGUGGACAUAGCACCACAAUCGUCGAUAAUCGCGGGCGAUCUGUCUUGAAGGGGCGCUUUGUUUGGAGCAAGGAUGCGCAGGAGGAUUCAAAGCAUGCGACGCCAUUCAGAAUGGGAGACGUGAAACGUCUGGAGGCUUUUGAUGUCAAAGAUCGUUCCGUACUCGUGGCCAUGCGUCAAGGUGGGCUCGAAGCAGUCGAUCUCAGUGAUGCGUUGCUGAAACCAGGGGAUGAGUCGCGAACGGCCUUACCCCAAUAUAACCCUUCGUCGUCCAAUUUCAAUCGGCGGGGACCUUUCGUUUGGAAAAUUGGCACGCCCAUUUCAGGAUCUUCGUCUUCAGCGGUGCUCCCAUCAAAACCUAAAAUAUCUCACUACAGCCAUUACACAUCCGGGAAGAAGACCAGUUCUGGUCCAUCCAAGUCACCGGCUGGGCGAACGGAAUUCAAUGUUGGGCAUAUCGAGAGUGAAAUGAACGAUGAGGUUUUGUUUUUGGGUAGAAAGGAUGAUGAGAUUUAUAUUUGCGAACGAAAUGCGGGUUCUUUCCGAAUCCUACGACUUUGUCCUAACGUCUAAAUGGUAGUGGACAUGCAGCACUCAGUAUAUUACUAGC
Molecule: messenger RNA, 4288 nt
Organism: Guyanagaster necrorhizus
Lineage: Eukaryota; Fungi; Basidiomycota; Agaricomycetes; Agaricales; Physalacriaceae
Exons: 4
Coding region: 184-4251 (1355 amino acids)
Molecular function (GO): protein binding
Source: RefSeq, a predicted model, not a curated record